Messenger RNA from Anthonomus grandis grandis, 1260 nucleotides. RefSeq names its product CCR4-NOT transcription complex subunit 9 (gene Rcd-1). The record is from RefSeq and is a predicted model, not a curated record. Gene Ontology annotation, biological process: mRNA catabolic process; negative regulation of translation. Lineage: Eukaryota; Metazoa; Arthropoda; Insecta; Coleoptera; Curculionidae. Gene Ontology annotation, cellular component: P-body; CCR4-NOT core complex; CCR4-NOT complex. The transcript has 7 exons. Bases 141 to 1046 code for a protein of 301 amino acids.
CAUCAUUUCUACACCUUGCCAUUUAUUUAGUUUUGUGUUGUGUUAAUUGUUGGUCUGUUUUGGUUUUGUCCUAAUUUCCAGGUGAAAAAAAAAAGAUUUUUUUGCCUCAAGAACUUAAGAUCAAUUUGCUGAGUAUAAUUAUGAGUGCUCAACCCAGCCCUGCCAGUGCAUCCUUAGAAAGAGAAAAGGUUUUCCAGUGGAUUUUGGAGCUAUCCAGCGCCAGUCCAGAAACCAGAGAGGAUGCUUUGUUUGAAUUGAGCAAAAAAAGGGAAAUAGUUCCAGACUUAGCGCCCAUGCUUUGGAAUAGUUUUGGUACAAUAGCAGCCCUACUGCAGGAAAUUCUGAUCAUCUACCCAGCUAUAAAUCCCCCUACUUUAACAGCCCAUAAUUCUAAUAGUUUUAGAGUAUGCAAUGCUUUGGCUUUACUACAGUGUGUCGCAUCACAUCCCGAAACUAGAUCUCAGUUUUUACUCGCCCACAUACCACUGUUUUUGUAUCCGUUUUUGCACACGGUAUCAAAAACGCGUCCUUUCGAAUAUUUACGUCUAACUAGUCUAGGUGUUAUUGGUGCAUUAGUAAAGACGGAUGAACAAGAGGUUAUAACAUUUCUACUUACAACGGAGAUCAUCCCCCUUUGCCUUAGAAUAAUGGAGGCCGGUUCAGAGUUGAGUAAAACUGUGGCUACGUUCAUCUUACAGAAAAUUCUUCUCGACGAUAGCGGUUUGUCUUAUAUCUGUCAGACUUAUGACAGGUUUAGUCAUGUAGCUAUGAUUUUGGGUAAAAUGGUACUCUCACUCGCCAAAGAGCCGUCAGCACGUCUAUUGAAACACGUUGUGAGAUGCUAUUUGAGGCUUUCUGACAAUCCUCGUGCAAGAGAGGCCUUAAGACAAUGCCUCCCGGACCAACUACGCGACACUACCUUCAAUCUGUGCCUACAAGAAGACAAAUCGACCAAGCAGUGGCUUCAAUUAUUACUGAAGAACCUGGAGUCCACCGCCGGCACCGAUCCGAGACAAGUGGGGAUGUCGCCGCUCGCUGCCCAAUAACAUACAUUGACCAGUGAAAUGCCCGAAGGUAUUACAACGUAAAUUUUCGCAAAAGUGCGUGGAUGUGAUAAGACCCUUAAGGGCGUGCCGUGACGCCACAAUGGGUAGACCUUUUCUGCUGUACAAAUUCGUUUAAUUUAUUUUAAAAUCUUAAGAUAAAUACUGAUGUACGUUUGACUUAUUUUAAAUAAAAUCGAAAACAGUGUGAUAUUAA